Molecule: messenger RNA, 2786 nt
Organism: Lycium barbarum (goji berry)
Lineage: Eukaryota; Viridiplantae; Streptophyta; Magnoliopsida; Solanales; Solanaceae
Product: protein TPX2
Exons: 20
Coding region: 296-2536 (746 amino acids)
Biological process (GO): regulation of mitotic spindle organization; mitotic spindle assembly; activation of protein kinase activity
Cellular component (GO): mitotic spindle; nuclear microtubule
Molecular function (GO): protein kinase activator activity; microtubule binding
Source: RefSeq, a predicted model, not a curated record
GGAAAAAGAACAAAAAAGUUUAGCAUAUGUUCUACGCACCUAAAACGACACCGUUUCUUCCAUGAUGGAGUUGAUCAUAUACCAAUAUAGCCGUUAUAGAGUUUUGCCAGAUACCAGCACCAACGGUCAACAAGAUCAUAUAUUUUUCAAAGGCAAAUUCGACCGUUGAUUUCCAAAUCAGAAAUUCGACCGUUUUUUAAUACUCUCCCGCUCCCAAAAAAAACCAGCAAAGUGAACAUCAAAAUUAAACAGAGACAACAAAUACAUUUAAUUCUUUCACGUUCCUGAAAUUGACAUGGCUGAAGGAAAAGAGGAUCCGAAUUUAUUCCAAAUUGAUGAAAUGUACGAGUUUUCGGCCCCGAAAUUCUACGAUUUCAUUGACGGAGGGACGGAGGAAGAUAUGCGCAAGGCAGAGCUUUGGUUUGAGAUUACAACUAGCUAUGCUCCUUCACCUUGUAUGCCAAGAAUCAAGACCAGUAGAUCAGUACAACUUGGGAUCCCUUGUGAUUUUAAUGAAGGCGAGAAGUUGCAGAGUAAUAUAAGGCCUGUAGCAGAGGUUAUGGAAGAGGUGACACCAAAUGAGAACAAACCUGCAGCUAAGGUUUUCUCUUCUGCGGUUAAGGAAGAGGUGACACCAAAUGAGGAGAUUUUAGUAGACCUUAAUGGAAGACUUCCCAAUCUGGAAUCUGUAGAGAAACAGCCAACUACUCAAGAAAUGUGCACCCCAGGACCACCACCAACAAUGUCUAAGAAGAUAGACCCUAGGAAGACUGAUUCCAACAAUCAGAAGACAGCAAAGAAAAUUUCAAGCAUGCUUAGAAAUCCUUCAGCAGUGAAGUCAAAAACAUUGCCAGUGAAGAUCGCUAAUCCUGCCAGCGUGAGAAAGCAAGCAAUCAUGAGAAGUGCUGUUGGAACGCCCAAUUUUGGUCAAGAAAACCAAGCUAUAAAGAGACAAAAGCUAGAAAGUGGAAAAGCCAAGCAGAUUCUGGAUGUUAAACCCCCAAAUUUGCUGCACAAAACAAAACCUGGAGUUAAUGGUUCCACCUUCUCUUCGGCUGCCAAAACUCGUAAAGAGGACAGAAAGAUGUACGUCCGAGAACCAGUACCACAGUUUAUUUCAACAGCAGAAAUGAUGAAGAAGUUCCAAUGUAGCACAAGGGAGAUGUCGCUGUCUUGCAUGAGCAGUUCCACUUCGCAUAGGAAACCUAAUAAACUUAAAUUAACUGCGCCUAAAGAACCUGAAUUUGAGACUGUACAACGUGUCCGUCCAACUACAGUGAAGAGUUCAGCUGAGCUUGAGGAAGAAAUGAUGGCUAAAAUUCCCAAGUUUAAGGCUCGCCCAUUGAACAAGAAGAUCUUGGAAGCUCCAAAUCUACCAGCAUUGCCUAAAAGUACACCGCAACUUCCAGAAUUUAAGGAAUUUCAUUUGGAGACGAUGGCCAGGGCCAAUCAGAAUGCGGAAACAUCUUCAGUCUUAUCCAUGGAAUCUACUAAGAGUCACCAAUGGAAGCCACAUCUUACAGCUCCUAAAUCACCUAUUCUGCAAACGUCACUUAGAGCACGGCCUCCACAGAUCAAAAGCUCUGAAGAACUUGAAAAAGAAGGACUUGAAAACAUUCCGAAGUUCAAGGCUAGGCCUUUCAAUAAGAAGAUCUUUGAAAGUAAAGGAGACCUGGGAAUGUUCUGCAACACAAAGAAGCAGGUGACGGUGCCUGAAGAAUUUCAUUUUGCCACAGAUGAAAGAAUUCCACCUCCAGCUAACGUUACUGAUCUCUUUGACAAGCUUUCUCUGAAUUCCGAACCUAGAAAUGAAAAGACUAUACCGACAAACACCAGACCAAGUCCUUUUCGUCUCUACACAGAGGUAAGAGGAGCAGAGAAAGAGAGGAGACUGUUCACUGAACUUCUACAGAAACAGAUUGAAGAAGAGAGGUCAAGAGUUCCCAAAGCAACUCCAUAUCCUUACACAACUGAUUACCCUGUGAUUCCGCCAAAACCAGAACCAAAGCAUUGUACAAAACCAGAACCUUUCCAACUGGAGAGUCUGGUCAGGCAUGAAAGGGAGAUGCAGAGGGAAUUGGAAGAACGGCAAAGAUUGGAGAAGGAAGAAGAAAGAAUGAGGACUUUUAGAGCACAACCAGUCUUGAUCGAGGAUCCAAUUCCAGUUCCUGAAAAAGUACGUAAGCCCCUCACUCAAGUUCAGAAAUUUAAUCUACAUGUAGAUCACCGUGCAACAGAUAGAGCUGAGUUUGAUAAGAAGAUUAAGGACAAAGAACUGAUGUAUCAAAGAUACAGGGAGGAGGCAGAAGCUGAAAGAAUGAUGGAAGAAGAGAUGGCGCUGAAACAACUACGGAGAACUUUGGUGCCUCAUGCAAGACCUGUGCCUAAAUUUGAUCAUCCUUUCCUGCCACAAAAGUGUUCCAAACAAGUGACAAAACCAAGAUCCCCCAAGCUGCUGAUUCUUAAAAGGCAAGAAAGGAGAAAAAUGAUGUGUCCCUAUGCUGCAGUUUCUAGUGCUGCCUCCCAGAUGAGGUGAAGAUACAAACUUUUAAUCGAUCCAAAAACCGGGAGGAAUGUUCAAGAAUCCUUGAACUCCAUAGAGAGAUUAGGGACAAUGUUGUGAAGUGGUUGGAGUCAAUGUGUUUAUCUUAAAAAAUGUGCCCUUAGUAUCAUCAAGUAUAUGGAGUAAAUUAACACAUCGAAAAUUGUAAAACAAUGGCCAUGUGCAUAGUGCCAAUCCUAUAACGUAUAUGGAGUAAAUUAACACAUCGAAAAUUGUAAAACAA